This is a messenger RNA of Staurois parvus, 284 nucleotides long. NCBI's taxonomy places the organism in Eukaryota, Metazoa, Chordata, Amphibia, Anura, Ranidae. The record is from the annotation of a GenBank genome assembly.
GGUGGCACUGAUUGGUAGCACUGAUAGGUGGCACUGACUGGCAUUGAUAGGUGGCACUGACUGGCACUGAUAAGUGGAACUGAAAAGCAGCUAAGAUGGGCACUGAUAUGUGGCGUUGAUGUGGCACUGAUGGGCACUGGCAGGUGGCACUGCUGGGGCUACACGGAUCAUCAGGGCACACUGGUCAUCACUCUCAGCGUGACAGCUCGUGAGGAGAGAAAUGCCAAUAACGGCAUUUCCUUAUUUACAUGCGAUUAGCUGUGAUUGGACACAGCUGAUCACAU